Leptosia nina is the source of this 1272-nucleotide messenger RNA. NCBI's taxonomy places the organism in Eukaryota, Metazoa, Arthropoda, Insecta, Lepidoptera, Pieridae. The record is from the annotation of a GenBank genome assembly.
AUGGCUUCACCUUUGGAGCAGUUUGUGAACAAUGUACGGACGAUAUCUGCAUCAGGAAAUUUUCGUGAAUUGUGUGAAAUUAUAUCCAAGUCCGAUGAGGUACUUCAGAGGAAUGGUGCUCAUUUAAAUACAGUUCUAGAAACAUUGGAUAUACAGCAACAUUCUUUGGGUGUUUUGGCAGUUCUUGUUGCAAAGUUCUCUCUGCCGCAGAGUUCUAAUGAUGUGGACCGGUCAACAAUGUUUCAGCAAAUCUGUGAUUUUAUAAGUAAUUGCAAUGGAGAACAAGUUCGUUUUUGUCCUGAAUUAUAUGCUGAUUUGUGCCACUUGCUUACUGAUCAUUUAGUUGAAUUGAAGCAGCCAAUUCGUGGUAUUGAAAUACUAAAGAAAGCAAUAAGAAAAAUACAAUUAUUUGAUUCCCAAUUAACAUCCAUACAUGCUGAUUUAUGUCAAUUAUGCUUACUCUCAAAGUGUAUGAAACCAGCUCUUGAAUUUUUAGAUACAGAUGUAACAGGGAUAGGAACAGAGCUUGGAGGAAAUAAUGACUCUAAACACUUCUUACUUUACUAUUAUUAUGGAGGAAUGAUAUACGCCGCUCUAAAGAACUAUGAAAGAGCCUUGUACUUUUUUGAAGUUGUUGUUACAGUCCCUGCCAUGGUUGUAUCCCAUAUAAUGCUCGAAGCUUACAAGAAAUACAUUUUAGUUUCACUCAUAUUACAUGGAAAGAUUUUACAAAUGCCAAAGUAUACUUCACAAGUUGUGUGUCGGUUUCUAAAGCCCCUCUCAGUUGCAUACCAUGAUUUGGCUAGAUCACAACAUGCCGCUGUUAAACACAGGGAAACAUUUCUAAGAGACAAAAACAUGGGUCUAGUCAAUCAGGUAAUUAACUCGAUGUAUAAGAAAAAUAUACAAAGGCUUACAAAAACAUUUUUAACUCUAUCACUUAGUGAUGUUGCCUCGAGAGUCCAACUCUCUGGACCUGUAGAAGCCGAGUCAUAUAUUUUGAACAUGAUUGAAGAAGGCGAGAUCUAUGCUAUGAUAAAUCAAAAGGAUGGAAUGGUGGUGUUUCUUGAUAGCCCUGAAAAAUAUGCCUCUCCAGAGACAUUGUGUGUGUUAGAACAACAGAUGGCUGCAUGCACUAAACUACACCAAUACAUACAAGAAAUGGAUGAACAGAUACAAGUUAAUCCUCAGUAUGUUAAGAAAUCAGUUGGGUGCCAUGAUGAAGACAUGCCAGCGACAAGUCAAAACUCAAAAACAACAUAUACUAUGUAA